CAAAACAAACAAUAAAAAUUCUGCAGGUUUCUAAAGCAUCUGAGUAAACUAUGUUGUGGCUAAAUCAGGAGGAGAAUAUAUAUAUAUAUUUUUUAAUUUGAAAAUGCUAGGUAGCUAAUGUGAUUUUGAUAUAAUCUCAGGGCAGUCUUUUUGUUUCUCUUCUUUUGUUAUGAUGUGACUAUUUUCUAAUAUUAAAGCAUUUUUAUCAGCCAAUGCACAUAAUAAUACUACUGGUGCAGUUCAAAGCUUAGUGCCUGGGAAACCUGUGGUCACAGUGCCUGCAACUGCUCUAAACAUUGGGAUGGACUUAUGGAGUGCGUCCCCAGCUGCAGCAGGACCCACAAAAAUAAGACCCAAUUCAUCUGGUGCUGCAUCUGCAGCUGCUUCUGGAAUGCAAGACCAGUGGAUUCAAGACGAACGUGAGCUGAAAAGACAAAAAAGGAAGCAAUCUAAUAGGGAGUCAGCUAGGAGAUCAAGAUUACGGAAGCAGGCAGAGUGUGAAGAGCUACAAGCUAGAGUGGAGAACCUGACCAAUGACAAUCACAGCCUUAGAGAGGAGUUACAGAGGCUUUCCGAGGAAUGUGAGAAGCUUACAUCAGAAAAUAAUUCCAUUAAGGAAGAAAUGACAAAACUAUGUGGACCGGAGGCAGUAGCUAAACUUGAACAGAACAACCCCUCAGCGGUUCCCCAAUCCCGUGGUAGUGAGGGAAAUAGCUAGUAAUAAACCUUUGAUGUCAGUUUGCCGCACAGGCAUUUGAUCUUGGAUUCUUUUUACCUUAGGCUUGAGUUGAUCAUAGAACAUUGGUUUGCAUACUAAUCCGUACAUUCUUAACCGUUGAUAACUGUAAUAUCUGUUUGCAAAAUUCAGACUUCUCGAUGUUGUAUUUGUAUUGUUAUAAACAACUUGGGGGGAAAGGGUAGGAUAAUUGGUGAUUUAUAUUUAUUUAAACCUCUAAGCACCAUGUUUUGUGUUAUUUUCUCUGGCGUGGAAAGGCCACAAGUGACCGGAAUUAACAAAUAUAAACGAAGAUUUUUUGC
Messenger RNA from Rubroshorea leprosula, 1038 nucleotides. The record is from the annotation of a GenBank genome assembly. NCBI's taxonomy places the organism in Eukaryota, Viridiplantae, Streptophyta, Magnoliopsida, Malvales, Dipterocarpaceae.